Fraxinus pennsylvanica is the source of this 426-nucleotide messenger RNA. The record is from the annotation of a GenBank genome assembly. NCBI's taxonomy places the organism in Eukaryota, Viridiplantae, Streptophyta, Magnoliopsida, Lamiales, Oleaceae.
AUGGCUUCGAAAACCACUAGCUGUUAUAGCAUGGGUUCUGGUGAAGAUGGGCAGUUAGGAAUAGGAAGCAAUGAAGAGAAAGAAUGGGUUCGCACAAUUACAUCUCUUUCUUCAAAUGAGUUUAGCUCCGUCGUCGCUGGUAGCCGCAACUCUCUUGCCAUUUGUGAAGGCGGCAAGGAUGUCAACUCUUCUUUUGUUGCAGGUGGAAAUGAGUAUGGGCAGUGUGGUGAAGAACCUGAGUGUAAAGCUGACACUGAUAAACUUGUUAGGAGGGAUAUUGUCAUCCCACAGAGAUGUGUGCCAAAAUUAUUAGUUCGGCAGGUAGUUGCUGGUGGCGCGCACACAGUUAUUCUUACUCGGGAAGGACACGUAUGGACAUGGGGUCAACCAUGGCCUCCUGGAGACAUGUAUGUCCCCGUGGACUGA